GGAGCUUUUGUUCAAUCGGCUCACAUGUAACAUUCACUUUCUUUAUUUUUUUCCAACAAUUUAAGUUGAUUAAUUUUACUUUAUUGUUUAGUAUUUUAAUCAUUUUAAGAGGAUUAUGAUCAACAAUUAAUUACAUUUCUAAAAAUCAUCCACAAUAUUGGAUUUGCUAUAAAUUGGAUUUAAUUGUGAUUGUUAAUUACUGUUGAUCAGCAUAUCAAUCUUGAUCUAAGAUUGAAUCAAAAUGUUUGGAGGUGUUAAUGUUGAUUGUCAAAGAUUGUAAAUAUAUGUGUUGAAGUCAAUUGAUUUAUUUUGGCUUUCUUUUUGUUUUGAUUCAUUAUUUUUCUGUUUAAUUAGUUUAAAUGAUUAACCGGACAAUGAAACAGGAAGAUGAAUCAUUAACUGUUAUAUUGGUCAGUAAAAGUGACGAUAUUCCUGAUUUAAAAAUAUCUCAAGGUGAUACAAUGAUAAUUGGACGUAAUCCGAUAGCCAAGAUUAAGAAUAUCAAAUGUCCCCGUCAGUUGUAUCAAAUUGAGCUACGAGCUGAAAUCUCCGAUUGGUUUGUUAAACUGACCAAUCUUAAAACAAAAGAAACCAGUAUUGUGAAAGAAGGUGAAACUAUAACUGGACCUGGUUUUGAGUAUCAAGUUAAAUUUGAGAAAGUGUCAUGUCAAUCAGAAACAAUCUCAUCAACAAUUAACAAUAAUGAUUCCCCUCCUGGAGAGAUAAGCUUGAUUCGGAAAUCUUUUGAUGAAGAAGAGUCUGAAUCAUUAAACCAAACACCAAUAAAGAAGCUCAAAGUUGACGAUAAGUCACAAACACCAACACCAACAUCAUUGUCAUCGCUUUCAUUAUCCCUACCUGAGGUAAAAAAUAUGGACCAAAAUUCAAGAUCAUCUUAUUGGGAAGAGGUUGGUGAAGGAUCUGUCCAAAUUUACCACUACCUUGGCGGUGGUAAACCCUCAUCAAAAAUUAUCGCCUUUGAUUUUGAUGGAACCCUGGUCAAUGUUAAAAGUGGCUCUAAAUUUCCCAAAGAUGGUAACGAUUGGAAACUAUGGGAUAAAAAUCUUCCCAAUUUAAUAUCAAAAUACGUUGAUGGCUCAGAUAAUUGUCAUAGAUUUGUCAUCUUUAGUAAUCAAAAGGGUGUCUCAGCUGGACUCAUGCCUUUGGCUAAUGUACAGCAACGGAUUGAAUCUUGUUUGGCCGCUAUUGGUGUACCUUGUAUCGCUUUUUGUGCUCUACAGGAUAACAUUUAUCGUAAACCAAGGCCUGGGCUUUGGUAUUUACUUCAAAAUUGUUACAAUGAUCUAAUUAAUAUCGAUUAUGAAGAAAGUUUCUAUGUCGGCGAUGCUGCUGGUAGGAAAACUGCUCUAAACAAAGAUCACAGCUGUGCUGAUAUACUUUUUGCAAUUAACAAUGGAAUUCCGUUUGCCACACCCGAACAAUUUAGAGUUGGUAAAAAAGCCAAGAAGAUGAUACCGGAUCCAAGCUCAUCUAUUUACAACUUACCGGCCUUCAAUCCAAGAUCACUAAGAUCACUGAAAACACCAUUCGCCGCUGAGCUUAACCCAACAGGAAAGGAAAUGACUAAAUUUACUGAUUGUGAUCAACUUAUGACCAGAAUUAAUCAAUCGCCGUCUCAUUGUAUCGUUUUUAUUGGUUUACCUGGAGCCGGUAAAUCAACUUUUUUUAAUGAACUUUUAUCAACCAAAGGCUAUUUUCGGAUUAAUCGAGAUGAAUUAGGAACCAUGGACAAAUGUACAAGAGAAUUUGAGAAAUAUGUAAAAUCAUCGACGUCCAAUCAAACAAAACUGGUCAUUGAUAAUCUCAAUGUAGAUUUAGUGAGUCGAGGCUCUUGGUUAAGUUUGUGUAAAGUUCAUAACUUAACACCGAUUGCAUUUCAAUUUAACAUUAGUCGUGAACAUGCUAUUCACAAUAACAAUUAUCGCCGAUUGUUAAAUCAAAUGAGUCCAAAUAGUACUAGUCAAUCAGUUCCCGAAUGGUUGAUUAGUAAACACUCAAAAAAUCUCGUUCAACCAACAAUUAAGGAAGGAUUUUCUUCACUGUUCAAAAUUAACUUUUCUCCCAAUUUUGGUGAUCGUGAUGAUCGAGAAAUUGAAUUGUAUUACAUGUAUCUAAAUGAAAAAUGAUCCAAAUUAUUUCCAGGACAAUAGACCAAGUCAACAUUUCGUCCAUUAAAUAUUGAUUAUUUUCCAAUUGAACUAAA
Messenger RNA from Panonychus citri (citrus red mite), 2224 nucleotides. RefSeq lists its product as uncharacterized. The coding region runs from base 360 to 2147 and encodes 595 amino acids. Gene Ontology annotation, biological process: DNA repair. Gene Ontology annotation, molecular function: polynucleotide 3'-phosphatase activity; double-stranded DNA binding; ATP-dependent polydeoxyribonucleotide 5'-hydroxyl-kinase activity. NCBI's taxonomy places the organism in Eukaryota, Metazoa, Arthropoda, Arachnida, Trombidiformes, Tetranychidae. The transcript is spliced from 3 exons. The record is from RefSeq and is a predicted model, not a curated record.